Molecule: messenger RNA, 1043 nt
Organism: Cydia amplana
Lineage: Eukaryota; Metazoa; Arthropoda; Insecta; Lepidoptera; Tortricidae
Gene: Fib-l
Product: fibroin light chain-like
Exons: 7
Coding region: 72-854 (260 amino acids)
Cellular component (GO): extracellular region
Source: RefSeq, a predicted model, not a curated record
UAUAUAUAGUAGUGGCUGCGAGUAUGGAUUGCGUAUAGUAUAUACCGUUUGGUCAAUAGAGGACCAUCAAAAUGCUGUCUUUCGCUUUGGUAUUACUCUUCGCUUCGAGCGCGUUCGCCGCGCCAUCAGUCUCUGUAUCCCAAUAUGGAAUCAACGAGAUUGCUCCAGUCCCUGACAAUGGCAGACUCGUCUCCAGCUACCUGACCGACCGUUCCUUCGAGAUCGUCGACGGUGGCGACACCAACAUCUACAUCCUGAGUCUGCAACAAGUCCUGAAUGACCUGGCCAACCAAAAAGACGCCAAAAGCCAAGCCCUGGCCGUGGCUCAAACCGUCGCCGCUCUCGGAGAGCUCGCCACCGGCAACCCUGGUGACUCUUGCGAGGCUGCCGCUGUCGCCAACGCUGUCGCCUCCGGCAACCACGGCGCCAUCAGACAAGCCGUCGGCAACUUCAUCCGCCGUCUGCAGACCAGCAUCGACCUGAUCGUGCAACUCGCCAACAACCCUAACUCUGUCCGUUACGCUACUGGACCACGCUCCAAAUGCGUUGGAGGCGGCAGAACCUACCAAUUCGAAGCAGCUUGGGAUGCUGUCCUUAACGCUGCUAGCCCAUACACUCUCCCACUCGUGAACGAGGAGUACUGCGCGGCUAAGCGUCUGUACAGCGCCUUCAACACCCGCAGCAACAACGUCGGAGCCGCCGUCACCGCUGCCUCCGUGCCACAAGUCGUGGCCGUCGUCCGACGCGCUCUGACCCCAGUUGCCAACUUCCUCCGCGUUGUCGCUUCAGGAGGAAACCCAGCUCAAGCCGCUGCUAUCGCUAAGUCCGCCCUCGUCCAAGCUGCUAGCGCUUAAGCGACCACGACCACCCAUACAUAUCCCAGCCAACAUAUAGUAUCUAUAUAUAACCAUGCCAACCGGCCAUAUACUCCUCCCUGAGCACACCUAAUAUAAUAUCGAAACAUAUAUUACGCUUAGUGUCUCAGCAGAAAUAGAUAGUAUUUUAUUUAUUGUAAAUAUACGUUACCUAUUUUAUAAUACCUA